Messenger RNA from Betta splendens (Siamese fighting fish), 2437 nucleotides. It is a transcript of the gene angpt4, whose product is annotated as angiopoietin 4. Bases 343 to 1884 code for a protein of 513 amino acids. The transcript is spliced from 10 exons. The record is from RefSeq and is a predicted model, not a curated record. Lineage: Eukaryota; Metazoa; Chordata; Actinopteri; Anabantiformes; Osphronemidae.
CUGGCUACUUCUGAAACUGGAUCCACCAGUGAAACCACUGCAUGAGAUAUUUCUGGUUUUACUUCUGAACGUUUAAGGAGCUUCUGUUUUUGCAUCUUUUAUAUGUGUUGCAUCCUGGACCUGCACCACAUAAAGGAGUGGACGCAUCAUGUCAGACCAACAGAUUUAGGGAAGAGAUGGAGUCGCGGCCCUGACUCUCGUUUUUCACGUCAGCUGUUGCAGAAGCAGAGCUCAUGGAUUGAUGGUGUGUGAUUCCUGCUCACGCAUGUCUUUCUGCAUCAGCGUGUGAUCCCGCUUCUCUUCAGCCUCUUGGCACAAAGAGAAACCAACUGAGGCGUCGUCAUGAGCGGCUUCAGUCUCAGGCUGCUGGCGCUUCUGCUCAUUUGGACCUCGUCAGUCAUCGCGGAUGCAGCCGGCGCCGUGAGCCCAGAACGAGGCGCCGGCCGAAGCCAGAGGAGAGGAGGCGGUUCUGAGAAGAGGAGAAGACUCCAUCGCAUCCAGCACGGCCAGUGCAGCUACACCUUCCUCCUCCCGGAGCUGGAUGCCUGCCAGCGGGCCGGCGCCGGCGCCGGUGCCGGGUCCCGCGCCGGGUCCAGCUUCGUGCAGAGAGAUUCACCGCCAGGCGCCGAGUGGUCGGCUCAGAAGCUGCAGCAGCUGGAGAGCACGAUGGAGAACAACACACAGUGGCUGCAGAAGUUGGAGCACUUCAUUCAGAAGAGCGUGAGGCCGAACCUCGGCAGCGCCGCCGCACACGUGGUUCACAACCAGACGGCCGCCAUGUUGGAGAUGGGGACGACCCUGCUGACGCACACGGCCGAGCAGACGCGCAAGCUCAGCGCCGUGGAGGCCCAGGUGCUGAACCACACGUCUCGCAUGGAGAUCCAGCUCCUGGAGAGCUCUCUGUCCACCAGUAAGCUGGAGAAGGAGCUGCUGCUGCAGACGUCGGAGAUCAGUCGCCUGCGAGACAGGAACAGUCGUUUGGAGAGUAAAGUCCAGGUGUUGGAGUCUCGGCAGCGCGGCGAGCUGGAGGACAUGAGGCAGGACAAGAACCGGCUGCAGUCUGUGGUCAGGACGCAGGUGGCGGCCAUCGCGUCGCUGGAGAGGCAGCUGAGAGCCGCCAGCAGCAACAACACGGCUCUGCAGAGGCAGCAGGCGCAGCUGAUGGAGUCGGUCCACUCGCUCAUCAACAUGGUGGCCAGCAGCACAGGCUCGCCUCCUAGAGUCCACAUGUGGAGGGACUGUGCAGAUGCCUACAAGGCCGGACACUCGCUCUCCGGUCUCUAUCACAUCUACAUCGGGAACAAGACGGAGCCUGUGCAGGUUUACUGCGACAUGGAGACCGGCGGCGGAGGAUGGACCGUGUUCCAGCGCAGGCUCAACGGCAGCGUGGAUUUCCAGAGGAGCUGGAGGGAGUACAGGACGGGCUUCGGCGACGUGUCGGGAGAGCACUGGUUGGGAAACGAAGCCCUGCACCUGCUGAGCAGCCAGGACCAGUACUCGCUGAGAGUGGAGCUGCUGGACUGGGAGGGGAACCAGGCCCACUCCCAGUACGACCGCUUCACGCUGGGCUCGGAGCAGCAGCAGUACAGGUUGUACCUGAGAGGCCACAGCGGCACAGCAGGGAGGCAGAGCAGCCUGGUCACACACGGCACCGGCUUCAGCACCCGAGACCAGGACAACGACAACUGUGACCACUGCAAGUGUGCCCUGAUGCUCAGCGGAGGUUGGUGGUUUGACGCCUGCGGCUUCUCCAACCUCAACGGCAUCUACUACACCAUCGGGCACAACAUCAGGAAGCUCAACGGCAUCAAGUGGCACCACUUCAGAGGCCCCAGCUACUCGCUGCACUCCACCUCCAUGAUGCUGCGGCCCUAUGACUUCUAGCGCUGGGCCUCAGAGCCUCCAGCAUCCUGGCGGUGCAGCUCAGCAGCGCCUGCUGACGCCUCGUCAUUGACCUGGAACUUCUAACAACACCAAAUCAAUCAGAUAAGCAGCUUUCUUGUAAAGGCGGGACCGUGACGGCAGGUAGAACGGGAACUGAACGCUUCCACGCAGCAGCUGCACAUCUUCCCCUGGAGCUCGUCACAGACUCUGCGGCUGUGCUGGACAAUGGACCGACACCUGACUCUUGAGCCCAGCUUUGCUGCGGUCGCACCUCAUUGUAACCUGAGCCGCUCCCAGAGACGAGUCGGGUUUCACGUGGUGCUGUCGGGCUCAAAGGUGAAAAGGCAGCACCGCACAGAGCUGCGAGCAGCUACUCCAGCGCUCCUUCCUGCCGGAUGACUGUGUAACACUAAUGUCAUAACUCCACUGUUUACCUCAGACAUCAUCACAACCAAGGACCAGGCCGUUGGGAGGCGCUCCCACAUUUGUUCCAGUUCACUGUUCUGAGUUUUGGCAUCUAAGAAGCUUUAAAUAAAUAAAUGUGUUCUUCCAA